GCGCCCACUGGUCCAGCCGCCUGGGUGUUACCUCGCCAUGGCUCGUCUGCCUCUGUGUUGUGUCCUCUGGGUCUGCCUGCUGACCGCCGUUCAUCCAGAACUACCUACUGAAUGCAGAGAAAAACACUACCCAGUAGACAGUCGGUGCUGUCCCUUGUGCCAGCCAGGACAGAAAUUAGUGAAUGACUGCACAGAGACCACGGACACAGUAUGCCAGCCUUGCGAUAAAGACGAAUUCCAAGCCACCUGGAACCGAGAGAGACACUGCCACCAGCACACAUACUGUGACCCCAAACUAAAGCUCCACGUCCAGCGUGAGGGCACCUCAGAAACAGACACCAUCUGCAUCUGUGAAGAGGGUUGGCACUGCACGAGCAAGGCCUGUGAGAACUGUGCCCCGCACCGCUCAUGUGCCCCUGGCUUUGGGGUCAAGCAGAUGGCCACAGGAAUUUCUGAUACCAUCUGUGAGACCUGCCCAGUCGGCUUCUUCUCCAAUGUGUCAUCUGUUUUUGAAAAGUGUCGCCCUUGGACAAGCUGUGAGGCCAAAGACCUGAUGGAGAUACAGGCAGGAACAAACAAGACAGAUGCUCUCUGUGGUUCCCGGGAUCGGAUCAGAGCCCUGGUGGUGAUCCCUAUUGUCACGGGGAUCCUGCUCGCCGUCCUUCUGGUGUUUGUCUCUAUCAGUGAGUCCCAGGUGGGAGAUGGAGGAAAGGUGCUCAAGAAGCCAAAGAACAAGGCCCUCCACCCCAUGGCUUUAUGGCAGGAUCCCCAGGAGACCAACGAUUUUCCUGACCACAACCCUGCUGCUCCAGUGCAGGAAACCUUACACGGAUGCCAGCCAGUCACCCAGGAAGAUGGCAAAGAAAGCCGCAUCUCAGUGCAGGAGAGACAGUGA
Messenger RNA from Carlito syrichta (Philippine tarsier), 895 nucleotides. RefSeq names its product CD40 molecule (gene CD40). Gene Ontology annotation, molecular function: protein binding; antigen binding; signaling receptor activity. The transcript is spliced from 9 exons. Bases 38 to 895 code for a protein of 285 amino acids. NCBI's taxonomy places the organism in Eukaryota, Metazoa, Chordata, Mammalia, Primates, Tarsiidae. Gene Ontology annotation, biological process: positive regulation of tyrosine phosphorylation of STAT protein; cellular response to tumor necrosis factor; positive regulation of B cell proliferation. Gene Ontology annotation, cellular component: CD40 receptor complex; external side of plasma membrane. The record is from RefSeq and is a predicted model, not a curated record.